This is a messenger RNA of Phoenix dactylifera (date palm), 2584 nucleotides long. Its product is annotated as transport inhibitor response 1-like protein. Lineage: Eukaryota; Viridiplantae; Streptophyta; Magnoliopsida; Arecales; Arecaceae. Gene Ontology annotation, biological process: SCF-dependent proteasomal ubiquitin-dependent protein catabolic process. The record is from RefSeq and is a predicted model, not a curated record. Gene Ontology annotation, cellular component: SCF ubiquitin ligase complex.
UUCUCCUCCCAUAAAUCCCCUCUUCACUUUUCUGAUGAGAGGGGAGCGGUCCGACAUGUCCGAGGACGAGGACGGGGGACGAGGCGGAGCGGGCGGCGGAGACGGCGCCGGGGACGGUGGUACGGACACUCCUGUGCCCUUCUCCGACCAGGUGCUGGAGAACGUUCUCGAGAACGUUCUCCAGUUCCUGAGCUCGCCUCAGGACCGGAACGCGGCGUCCCUGGUGUGCCUUCCUUGGUACCGGGCGGAGGCCCAGACCCGGCGCGAGCUCUUCAUCGGCAACUGCUACGCCGUUUCCCCUCGCCGGGCCACGGAGCGGUUCCGCCGCAUCCGGGCGGUGGUCCUCAAGGGGAAGCCCCGCUUCGCGGACUUCAACCUGGUCCCCAACAACUGGGGCGCCCACUUCCAGCCAUGGGUCUCCGCCAUGGCCGCCGCCUACCCCUGGCUCGAGAAGCUCUGCCUCAAGAGGAUGUCCGUCGCUGAUAGCGACCUCUCCCUCCUUGCCCACUCCUUCCCUAAUUUCAAGGAACUCUCCCUUAUUUGCUGCGAAGGUUUCAGCACCGCCGGCCUCGCCGUCAUUGCCGAGAAGUGCAGGCAUCUCCGAGUGCUCGAUCUGAUAGAGGACUACUUGGAGGGCGAGGAGGAUGAGACGGUGGACUGGGUUUCGAGGUUCCCGGAGACGACGACCAGCUUGGAGUCGCUUGGGUUCGAUUGUGUUGGCAGUGCUGUCAAUUUCGAGGCCCUGGAGGCGCUCGUCGCCCGCUCCCCCGCCCUCCGGCGGCUGCGGGUGAACCACCACGUUUCGGUGGAGCAGCUCUGCCGCCUCAUGGCGCGGGCUCCCCAGCUCACCCACCUUGGCACUGGGUCCUUCGGAUCCGCCGCCGCCCCACUCCUGCAAGGAGGAGGGUGCAGCGUGGUGGAUCUGGCAAGGACCUUUGCCGCCUUCAAGUCACUUGUUUGCCUCUCAGGCUUUCGUGAUGUGGCGCCGCACUGCCUCCCGGCCAUCUACCCCGUCUGUGCCAACCUCACCUCCCUCAACUUCAGCUUUGCGAAUAUCACCGCCGAGGAGCUCAAGCCAGUGAUCCGCCACUGCCACAAUCUUCAGAAUUUCUGGGUGCUUGAUGCGGUGCGAGACGAAGGGCUUCAGGCGGUGGCAGCGACGUGCAAGGACCUCCGGGAGCUGCGGGUGUUUCCUUUGGAUCCAACGGAGGACUCCGAGGGGUUUGUCUCGAACGUCGGCCUUGUUGCAAUCUCUCAAGGCUGUCGGAAGCUCCGUUCCAUUCUUUACUUCUGCCAGCAGAUGACCAACGCGGCCGUCGUUACCAUGUCCAAGAAUUGCCAGGACCUCGUGGUGUUCCGCCUCUGCAUCAUGGGACGCCGCCGCCCCGAUCACCGUACCGGAGAGCCAAUGGAUGAAGGAUUUGGGGCUAUAGUAAAGAACUGCAAGAAGCUUCGGAGGCUCGCUAUCUCUGGAUUGCUCACUGACAAGGCAUUUGCUUACAUUGGGAAGUAUGGCAAGUUGGUGAGGACUCUUUCUGUUGCCUUUGCGGGGGACACCGACUUGGGACUGAGGUAUGUUUUGGAAGGGUGCACCCAAUUGCAGAAGCUCGAGAUCAGGGACAGCCCGUUCGGGGAUUCAGCCCUGCUCUCAGGGCUUCACCGUUACUACAACAUGAGGUUCGUGUGGAUGUCUUCAUGCAAGCUGUCGCUGAGGGGCUGCAAGGAGGUGGCGCAGAGGCUGCCUCGCUUGGUGGUAGAAGUCAUCAGGGACAGAGAUGAAGAUGAUGACGAUGAGGGGGUCCAGAAGUUAUACAUGUACCGAUCUCUAGCAGGGUCAAGGAAUGAUGCACCAUCUUUUGUGGAGAUCUUGUAGAAGUGCUCCUUUCCAUAUGACCGUCGAGAGGAAGAAAAUUUUUGCCAUUUCUUUGUGGGACAGCCGAAGAGCUUAUUUUUGAAUCGGGCAGGGUGGUCUUCAUAUCCCCUCAGAGAGUUCAUAGGCUCCACACAACGUAGACAUGAUAGCUCCUGCGUUUAUUUUCUUGUUCCAGUCCCCUCAGAGAGUUCAUAAGCAACUGUGUCAUUGUUUCAGUGCAUCUAUUUGUUCCAGUUGAACAUCCAGAUAUUCGAUGAAGUGGAAGAAGAAAGAGAACUUGAUGUCAUGUUGUAUCAGUAGGUCAUUAUUGAUACUUAUCUACCUUAAUUAGAGUUUCAUGGAGCAAGGCUGCUCCCCGAUAUGCUGAGCCAGUCCAAGUGGGGUUUAGAUGGUAGGUGGUGCAUGGAAGUCUCAAACAAUAACUUCAUUGUGGCUUCUCCAAUACAGGUGCAUCAUCACUUGGCAUCAAGGAGCGGUGUUCGAAUCUUGAGGUGAAAUUUGAAUCUUGAAAAUUUUCUUUGUUGAUUGUAGGAUUUGUGGUAGAUUCAUCUCUGUAUGCUUCAUUAGUUCAUUUCGUCUGGUUCUUUGACUGUGUGGCCACAUGGAGACAGUUUCUGUAGGAGUAAAGUGUUUGUCCUUCUCACGUUUCUUCUUCAUGUAUCACUGUUUCAUUGCUCCAAUGAAUGCACUGGCCACAAAGUAUUGAACUCA